Messenger RNA from Thunnus maccoyii (southern bluefin tuna), 8663 nucleotides. RefSeq names its product plexin-B1-like. Gene Ontology annotation, biological process: axon extension; regulation of cell migration; negative regulation of cell adhesion. NCBI's taxonomy places the organism in Eukaryota, Metazoa, Chordata, Actinopteri, Scombriformes, Scombridae. The transcript has 40 exons. The coding region runs from base 561 to 7154 and encodes 2197 amino acids. The record is from RefSeq and is a predicted model, not a curated record. Gene Ontology annotation, cellular component: semaphorin receptor complex. Gene Ontology annotation, molecular function: protein binding; semaphorin receptor activity.
CAGCAGUCCGCUGCGCUGGCUGUUGUUCAAACCCCCUCAGAUGUAGAGACCUGCCUGUCCUGUGCGCUCACCGCCAAACAACAGAGACCGCCUGUGAGGGGAACACACCCACCCACAGACACACACGCACACACACUUUUAGGACUCGGAGUUUUGUUUCUAUUUGCAGAACUGUAACUUUCCCCAAAUUGCGCCGGCUUUUGGGGGAAAACUACCAGUAUCGUAAAGUGGAGCUGGAUCUCAUCACUUUCUGCUUGUUGCCGUGGAUGUGAGGCUCUAUUUCAAUCAACAUCAUGGACAGCUGAUUCACCCUAUUUACUGACCCAACAGCUUGUCUACGCCCUGCUUCCUCCUGACUGGUCUUUGAUACUUGUGCCUGUUGAAUGUUCAACUGAAGAAUUACAGCCCCAUCAGUUCCAGUCUGUCAUAUUUCCAUGACAGCACUAGUCUCCCAUUUCUUUCACCUAUUCCAGACAGAGAAGACAGGAAUGGGAUAUGAUUCCAGGUGAUAAGGCGGAGGAAGUCUUCAGCUUAACAAAGAACAUCCAUGAAUAUUUGCCAUGCUACAUGGGAAGGCUCUGAACUCCACCCUACUCUUGCUCUUCAUCCUCAUCAUCUUUGUCACUGCCAAUGGUCGCUCUUACCCCCGUUUUUCCCGUAGUGACUCCGAAUUCCAGCACCUGGUGCUCCACCCGGACCCCUCUGUGGGGACGGUGUAUGUGGGGGCCAGGGAUCACCUCUUCCAGCUGGAUGGAUUGGAUGGACUCCGGCUGGAGCAAGAAGAGACAACCGGUCCCGUGAGUGACAGCAAAGAAUGCCUUCCCCCGGUCACUGAGUCCAACUGUCCCCAGGCCAGGAGAACCAGUAAUCACAACAAAUUACUACUGGUGGAUCCAAAGGCGUUGGAGUUGAUCACCUGCGGCAGCGUCCACCAAGGCACCUGCCAGAAACGCAGCCUGGCAUCGAUCAAGAAAGUUCUCUUCUCCACCGAGAGGCCUGUGGACACGCAGUACGUUGCAGCCAAUGAUCCGUCAGUGUCAACCGUGGGGCUGGUGGUGGGGCCUCGUGGCGGGGAAAAGACUGUGAUGUAUGUGGGAAGGGGCUAUACUGCCAGCCACCCGCCCAUCUCCACCCGCCACCUUUCUUCAGAACCUGUGUUUUCCUAUGAGGAGACAGCGAAACUGGCCGUAGCUGGGCGUCUGUCGGAGUAUGACCACCAUUUUGUGACGGCAUUCACACGCCGCACAUAUGUGUACUUCUUGUUCUACCGCCGUGACAUCAAGUCCGCAUCGAGGGAGUACCGGACCUAUGCUGCCCGAGUGUGCCUGGAUGACACAUCCUACUAUUCCUAUGUGGAAGUUCCUCUUGUCUGUCGAUCACCAUCCUCUCCCUCCAGGACUUACAACCUGCUCCAGGCAGCCCAGGUGGGACAAGGUGCAGGACGGGAGGGCAAGGAUCUGCUGGGAGUCUUCUCCAUCCGCAGCAGCUCCACAAACAACAAUCCCUUGGAUGCCUCAGCUUUGUGCGUUUACCCUCUGGAUGAGCUUGACAGACACAUCGACUCCACCCGUGAUCUCUGCUACACCCAGGAUGGAAGGGUGGAGGGAAGAGGAGAGGUGGCCUACAUAGAGUACGAGGUCAAGUCCAGCUGUGCCAACCUGCCCCUGAAUACCCUUAAGGCAUAUCCCUGUGGCUCUGACCACACCCCAAGUCCAAUGGCAAGCCGGAUGGCUCUGGAAGCUAAAGCCGUGUGGCACACCUCGGCUGCCCUUCUCACUGCUGUUGCUGUCAGUGUCAGAGAGGGACACAGCAUCGCCUUCCUGGGAGACUCCAAAGGGAUUCUUCACAAGGUAUAUCUGGACCAAGAUGGCCAAGUGGAGGUAUAUGCAAACACGACCAUCCAGCCCAACUCGCCCAUUAACAGUGACCUUAUACUGGACCAGAAUGGAGCACACAUCUACAUCAUGACCAAAACUACUGUAGAGAAGCGUCCAGUGGCAGAGUGUGGGGAUCACCUGGACUGUCAGUCUUGUCUGUCUGCCAAGGACCCAUACUGUGGCUGGUGUGUCCUGGAGGGGCGGUGUGGCCAGCGCUGGGAGUGCCAGCGAGGGUCUGUGAAGGGUCAGUGGUUGUGGAGCUUUAACCAGACACAGCAGUGCCUCAGUAUCCAGCACCUCAGCCUCUACAACAUCAGCCGCGGGGAGAAAACUGAUAUCACGGUGUCAGUAGAAGGCCUCCCCGGUCUAGGAGAAGGAGAGGCCUACUCUUGCUUCUUCCAGGACACAGAAACUCCUGCCACACUCACUAACACUGGUGUGAUAUGCCCCACCCCUGAUGCCACAAGUCUGCCUCCCAUUGACCAUGGUGAUGAGUUUGUGAUGGUGAUCCUGUCAUUGCGUUUCCUAAACGUGACGGUAGCAGAGACGGAAUUCACCUUCUACAACUGUAGCUUGGUCCAGCAGCUCUCUGGACGCCGGCCAUGCCAUGGGUGUGUUAGCAGUCCCUGGGGGUGUAACUGGUGUAUUCACCAGCAUGUCUGUACACACAAACACACCUGCAGCCAAGGAGUCACCAUCUACAACCAAAAUUUCAAACCGCCAACACCCACCAUCCCACCACCCACCAGAAAACUGACCCCUUUACCUCCUACUGUCCUGACUGCUACAACAACAACAAAAACAACAACCAUAACAACACAGCCACCACCCACAGAGACACCUACCCCUACCACAACAGCUGUCUCUUCAAUUACCACCACAGUGACUCCACCCACCACCCCUAAUGCUGAAUCCACACCACCCAUUACCCUGGCCGCAACUUCCCCCUUCAUCAGGAUCUUCACCCAGGCCACCACCAUACACACAGAUGUCAGCACCACAGGCGGGUCCCUCUCUGAUGUGGAGGGAGCGACAGAGGGAGAUGUUGGCACUACCAGAGGUUUUUCAGAGGAUGAAAAAAUUGGUGUUGAUUUGAUGAUAGAGACUGAAAUCGUAGAUAUCGCUGACGAAAUUCCCCACACUACAUUACCCAGCAGCACUAGUGGCCAGGUGGACUCUGACCUGAGUCUUUUAGAGCCAUCUGGUGAAGUAGUGGGCUCUUCCUCUGAUAUAAGCUCAACCACCUCCAGCGAAGUUGUCAUUUCAACAGACCUUUCUACCAGUAACCAUAAGGAGGCCAUUCCUCUGGCAGACUCUGAAGAGAAUGACUCACCUCCGUGGUUGAAGGAGUGGGAGAAGCCAGAGAGAGAGGCUGAUGUGUAUGGGGAAACACUCCUACUUCCUACAACAGGUUCAUUUGUUGCAGGCACCAGCGAAAAGUUGCUAAUCUAUACACAAUCACCUGACACAGUUACUGACCCCAACUCUGAAUCUUCAGCAAACUACCAAUCAGAUUCUACGACUGACUCUUAUUUUCUGGAAUGUCCAUGUGUGGAGAAAGUUCAGGAUUCCUCUCUCCUUCCCGUCAAUGUGGAGAGGAAGAUCACUCUGGUGGGACACCACCUAAACCUGUUUCAGGAUGAGAAUUUGGAGUACGAGUGUGUGUUGGACAUCGAGAAUCAGUCAGUGGUGGUGGAUGCUUCUGUGGAGCUGGAUGCCACUCAGCAAUCAGUCUUUUCUAUCACCUGCCAACCACAUCAGUAUGCCUAUUCUGUCUUGAUGGAGGAAUAUGCAGCCAUGAUCAACGUGAGAAGAAAGAACAACUUUCUCAUCGACAGCGCUGAGGAUCUGUAUGUGACUCUGUUCAAUUGUUCAGUUGGACGGUCAGACUGCAGUCGAUGUCGCACUGCUGACCCCAAGUAUGGCUGCGUUUGGUGCGGUGGCACUGCUAGCUCUCGCUGUAUUUACCAGGACUCCUGCACUGAUGAGAUUAAACACAUCUGUCCUGCACCUGUCAUUCACUUUUUGGACCCUGUGUCCGGUCCUGUGGAGGGAGGGACAGUCGUGACUAUUUCAGGCUCUAACCUCGGCCAGAGAGCUGAAGACAUCCAGAACUCAGUCACAGUUGCUGGGGUUCCCUGCAGUGUAAUCCACAGCAGAUAUGAAGUCUCCUCAAGGAUAGUGUGUGAGACUUCAAGCAGUGGAGGAGAGAAGAGCGGCCACGCCUCAGUCAAAGUGAGGGGAGGAGGACUCGGACUGUCAGCUCAGAUCUUUAGCUUCCAGGAUCCCGUACUGAGCAGCAUCUUCCCCCAAAGAGGGCCUAAAGCAGGGGGCUCGUCUCUUACCAUCAGAGGCCGGAGACUGAGGACUGGACACCCGAGUGAAGUCAGCGUCCUAAUUGGAGGAGUGCCAUGUAUUGUGCUAAACAUCCUGGAGGAUCAGAUCAGCUGUCUGACCAGAGGCAGCAACAGAACAGGCGAACACGCCAUCACUGUGCGGUUUGGUGGAGCUGAACGCCAUCUACAGGGUUUGGUGUAUCAUUACACUCCCAACCCCAACAUCACAAUGGCCGCUCCAUCCAAAAGCUUUCUCAGUGGAGGGAGAAUCAUCAGAGUUUCUGGUCAGAACCUGGAUGUGGUCCAAGAGCCAAAAAUGAGGGUCACCCUCAGUCCUCCAGAUACUCUCCCUCCGAGGAAGAGAAGGAGCAUCAGUAGGGGGAAUGAGGGAAGCCUGAGCAGAGGACAGGAUCACCUGGGUCCACUGAGGAGAUGGAGGAGGAUCGUCCCAGAGGCAGACUGCCCCGAGGGUACACUCUGUCAUGUCAAACAGUACGAGUCUCGUUGCACAGUGAACAGCUCGUCCCUCAUUUUAUGUCCGACCCCGGCGGUCGGUCCAGAGGCCAGGAGGGCCAGGGUCAAAGUUCAUUUCCUGCUGGACAGUCUCCAUUUUGACUUCAGCACCGUGGGGAAUGAAGCCUUCAGUUAUGAGCCCAACCCAAAGCUCUACUCACUGAACCAGAAUGACCCCAGCAAACCCUACCACCACAAACCCGGCAGCAUCAUCUCUGUUGAGGGAGAGAACCUGGAUCUCGCCAUCUACAAGCACGAGGUGGAGGCUCGGAUAGGGGAGGGAGUGUGUUCGGUGAAGACCCUGACACACAACCACUUGUACUGUGAGCCACCAGCCCAGCAGCCUUCAGUCACAGCCAUUAAGAAACCGGAUGGCAUGGACAGUCUGCCUGAGUUCACAGUGAAAAUGGGGAACCUGAACUUCUCCCUGGGCAGAGUGCAGUACGACAGCCAGGCCCAGUCCACAUUCCCCCUGGAGGCCCAGGUGGGAGUUGGGGUGGGAGCCUCCAUAGUGGCUCUCAUUGUGCUCAUCAUAGUCCUCAUAUACAGGAGGAAGAGCAAACAGGCCAUGAGGGACUAUAAGAAGGUGCAGAUACAGCUAGAGAACCUGGAGACCAGUGUGCGAGACCGGUGUAAGAAGGAGUUCACAGACCUGAUGACAGAGAUGAUGGACAUGUCCAGUGAUCUGGUGGGUUCAGGGAUUCCCUUCCUGGAUUACCGGGCCUAUGCUGAGCGCAUUUUCUUCCCGGGUCACCAGGAGUCACCACUGAGACGAGAUCUGGAUGUUCCAGAAAGUCGAAGGCAGACUGUGGAGCAAGGGCUGGUUCAGCUGUCUAAUCUGCUCAACAGUAAACUCUUUCUCACAAAGUUUAUUCACACUCUGGAGGUCCAGCGGACAUUUUCCCCAAGGGACCGGGCCUACGUGGCCUCUCUGCUAACUGUAGCCCUGCAUGGUAAACUGGAGUACUUCACAGACAUCCUGAAGACCCUGCUUAAUGAUUUGGUGGAACAGUAUGUGGCCAAGAACCCCAAACUGAUGCUCAGGAGAACUGAAUCAGUGGUUGAGAAGCUCUUGACAAACUGGAUGUCCAUUUGUCUAUUCACCUUUCUGAGGGAAUCAGCAGGGGAGUCGUUCUACAUGCUGUUCAGAGCAAUAAAGCACCAGGUGGACAAGGGACCCGUGGAUGCUGUGACAGGAAAAGCCAAGUACACACUGAACGACAACCGGCUGCUACGAGAGGACGUGGAGUACCGCACCCUGACCCUUAAUGUUGUGAUGUUAAAUGCUGUGGCCAGUGGAGGCACCACUUCCCAGACAGUGCCUGCCAAGGUCCUUGAUUGUGACACCAUCACCCAAGUUAAGGAGAAACUUCUUGAACAAACAUGGAAGGGAACCUCAUUUUCCCAGAGGCCACACAUUGACUCGUUGCACCUCGAGUGGCGUGCAGGCGUUGCAGGUCACCUAAUCCUAUCAGAUGAGGACCUGACAUCAAUAGUGCAAGGCUCAUGGAAGCGCCUUAAUACACUGCAACACUACAAGGUGCCUGAUGGAGCAACGGUCGCCCUGGUCCCCAGGAACACCAAACAUCACCUCCAUGACAGCCAUGACUACAUGCCCGGAGAGAAGACCCCUAUGCUGGAUGAUGGGGAGGAAGGAGGAGUGAGGCUUUGGCAUCUAGUGAAAGCGAGUGAGGAGUCCGAGCUGCCCAAGCACAGGAGAGGCAGUCUGAGGGAGAGGGGCGGAGAGAGAGCCAAGGCUAUCCCCGAGAUCUACCUCACACGACUGCUUUCCAUGAAGGGCACUCUGCAGAAGUUUGUGGAUGAUUUAUUCACUGCGAUCCUCAGCACCAGUCGUCCCGUACCUCUGGCAGUCAAAUACUUUUUCGACUUGUUGGAUGAGCAGGCUCUGCAGCACAACAUCACAGACCCCGAGACCAUCCACAUCUGGAAAACCAACAGUUUACCACUGCGGUUCUGGAUCAAUAUCCUGAAGAACCCACAGUUCAUCUUUGAUGUGCAGACCUCAGACCAUGUGGAUGCUGUGCUGUCUGUCAUUGCCCAGACCUUUAUGGAUUCCUGCACCAUCGCUGACCACAAACUGGGACGGGACUCUCCCAUCAACAAGUUGCUGUAUGCCAGAGACAUCCCGCGCUACAAACAGAUGGUGGAGAGGUACUAUGCAGACAUCCGUCAGACCAUCUCUGCCAGUGACCAGGAGAUGAACUCAGCUCUGGCAGAACUCUCCCGUAAUUAUACUGCUGAAGUCAACUGUCUUGUGGCUUUACAUGAGCUGUACAAGUACAUCAACAAAUACUAUGAUCAGAUUAUCACAGCCCUGGAAGAGGACUCAACAGCCCAGAAGAUGCAGCUUGGCUACAGGCUCCAACAGAUUGCUGCUGCUGUAGAAAACAAAGUCACAGACCUAUGACCCCCAAGGACGAGAUAGAUUCUUCUGUUAACCUUAAAGACAUAGUUGGGAAAAGGUCCUGUCUCCUGGAGAGAAAAAACAACAUUCUUUUCUACACAGAGGACAAAGGAUCAUUGUGGCACAUAAUGUGAUUUUGCUGUCAUUUUGACAGACUGAUAUAAUCUCAAGAGGAUUGCUGACACUGGCCAUGUUUCCUGUCCCAUGUCUGGGACGUAAGACUCCCUAUAAAUUUCCACAGGUCUAACACUGGGAGUUGCUCUGAGGGGGAAAAAAAGGAGAACAUGUGAAAUCAAGCACAUCAAAACAAAGGAACCUCCUCUGAACUUUGAUAUCUUUCGCAAAGGAUUUCCCACUUUGUUUAAUUCAAAUUAAAGGGAGACAUAAUAUGAAAAUAAAUUGUUUUGUUUUUCCUCUGACUCUGUCUUGAUGGACUUGAAGAUUUCUUUGACAAACUGCACAGAACAUUCCUGCAAGUUUACAGCUACAGUUAUUAGCCUUCUGCUGAGGAAUGAAAAACAUAGGCUGGCUGGAUGAAGAAACGGUGAACAUGGAGGAAAAGGGAAAAGGUGGAGUUGAACAUUAACAUGGACAGCCGUGGAGUUUUCUACCACAUUACGUCGAAGUCUUACAUAAGGGACAAACAGAUAAUGACACUGUCAAAGUGCUGUGGAGGCCUAAAUAGCCGUUCAUCGUAUCUGAAGGAUGUUUUUUCAUUCUGCUUUUAGCUUCCUUAAAUCAUUCUUCCAAGUCUUACUCUAUGCGAGUUCAGUUAGCUGUUAUUGGACAGUUUGUAGUUUUGUGUGAACAGUUUCCCAGGACAGGCUUUCUUUUUCAUUUUUUCAGCUUUUCAUUGCCAGUUGUCCUUUAACUGUUAUUUAUAGAUGCUGCCUUAUGUAGUUGGAACUGAAAACCAGUGUUUUGUAAGUGUUGAUUUUAUUAGUACAUACAUGAAUACAUUCAACCUGCUUUCUCAUGUUGACCAACUGCUAUUGUGAAUGUUUCUGUUGAUUAGCUAAUAUUUUGCAAAUGUUUAUACAUUUUUAAACAAUUGUAAAAAUUUGUUUAAUACAUUUGUCCCCAUGACCAUUUAGCAGAGGUUCCUAUAGCUGUUUUAUAAACUGAUCCGUCCUUAUAACAGUACCAUGAAAGUAAAAUCUACACAUAAUAAACCAUAUCUAGACAAAAUUAACACUAUUAUAAUCUAAUCCCAUUUAGUGAAAAGACAUGAUCUUAUUGCUCAUGCAAGCCUGACUUACUAGGAAAUAAGUAAAUUUAUGAAUGAAUGAAUAAAUAAAUAAUAAUAAUAAAUGUGCAAAGGAACUGAAAAAUAUGACAGUUAACAAAUUCUCCAGUUUUUAUUUUAUCCUUUGCUGCCACUUAAAAAAAAUCCUCAAGUAUGGAAAUUAAGGGGAGUCAAGCAACCACCAUAGGUUGUCUUUGAAAAAACAAAAGUGUAAAUCCUGAGGUGACUGUAAAAUAAAUAAUGUGUAAUUAAGUCACUACACAUUU